Scleropages formosus (Asian bonytongue) is the source of this 3819-nucleotide messenger RNA. It is a transcript of the gene col6a2, whose product is annotated as collagen, type VI, alpha 2. The record is from RefSeq and is a predicted model, not a curated record. The coding region runs from base 229 to 2979 and encodes 916 amino acids. Lineage: Eukaryota; Metazoa; Chordata; Actinopteri; Osteoglossiformes; Osteoglossidae. Gene Ontology annotation, molecular function: extracellular matrix structural constituent conferring tensile strength. The transcript has 28 exons. Gene Ontology annotation, biological process: extracellular matrix organization.
GGACUCGGCUGCUCCCUCUCAGGUCCGUUCGGGCGCUGCGCUCCGGACUCGGAUCCCAGGAUCACGAUGAUGAUGAUGUUGCUCUGAACUGGUCGCGGUUUUUCUCGCUUCUUCUCAGCUCUUCCGCUCGCGCCGCAGGUGAGUCCAACACUUGGACACGUUUUUGGACACUUUGGACACUCUUGAGGUCCGUUUCUCGUGGAUGCCUGCAGGUCGGAGCCUCUCGCAAUGCUGUCCAGCAUCCUCUUGGUGAGCCUGUUGUCCCUGGCGGUCUGCCAGGACGCGGCAAGGGGUCCGCGGCCCUUCCCAACCCCAAGAUGCAGCCGAAAGGCGGAGUGCCCCAUCGACGUGUACUUCGUGAUCGACACGUCCGAGACCAUCGCCCUGCAGGAGCCUCCUCCGGGCAGCCUGGUCGACAGCAUCGUGGAGUUCACCGAGCGCUUCGCUCGCAAACUCGACGAGGUGGACCAUCGGGGACUCGUCCGCAUCACGUGGUCUGUGGGCGGUCUGCACUUCUCCCAGCGCAGCGAAAUCUUCAGCCAGAUCUCCAGCAGAGACAACUUCAUCGGUGGCUUGAAGGGCAUCCGCUACCUGGGCAGGGGCACCUACAUCGACUGCGCCAUCUCCAACAUGACGCAGCAGAUGAUCCGCUACGCGCCCACAGAAAGGAGCGUGCGCUUCUCCGUGGUCAUCACCGACGGGCACGUGACCGGGAACCCCUGCGGGGGGAUCAAGGUGUCGGCGGAGCGCGCCAGAGACGAAGGCAUCAAGAUCUUUGCUGUGGCGGCAACGAGGAACGUGGAGGAGACGGGGAUGCGAGAGAUCGCCAACGUGCCCACGGAGCUGUACCGCAGCUCCUUCGUGGCAGUGGACACGAGCGGCGCGUCGCCGACCAUCGUCGCCUCCACCAUCGACCGCAUCGUCAAGACCAUGAUCCAUCUGGCCUAUCAGGAGUGCUACAAACUCAAGUGCCUGGAAACUCCUGGUCCCCCGGGUCCGAAAGGUCACCGAGGUCAGAAGGGAGCGAAAGGAGAUACGGGUGACUCGGGACCAAAAGGUGAAAAAGGUCGCCAGGGUGACCCCGGUAUUGAAGGCACCAUCGGCUAUCCGGGCCGAAAAGGUGAACCCGGACUGAAAGGGGAGAAGGGUGAAAUUGGAUCUCCGGGCAAGAAGGGAGAAGGAGGUUUGCCAGGACGAAAUGGGACUGAUGGUCAGAAGGGAAAAAUUGGACGCAUUGGAGCACCUGGAUGCAAAGGAGACCCUGGUGAUAAGGGCCCGGAUGGCUACCCUGGGGAAGCGGGCACCGUGGGAUCCCCUGGCCCUGCCGGAGAAAAGGGAGAUCCCGGUCGUCCUGGGAGAGCAGGACCCUCCGGGCUACCUGGAGAUCCCGGUCCGAAGGGAGAGAGAGGAUCGCCUGGAUCACCUGGCUUCCCUGGCCAGAAAGGCCCUGCUGGAUCACCUGGGGCGCCGGGACCGAAAGGAGAGCCGGGUCGUAGGGGAGACUACGGGCCCAAGGGGAAAGAGGGAGCCGACGGGCCGAAAGGAGAGAAGGGAGAACCGGGACCAGAGGGACCAAGAGGGCUCCCAGGGGAGACUGGAAACAAGGGGGCAAAGGGCGACGCUGGCUUGCCGGGACCACGAGGACCUCCCGGCCUGCAGGGGGAGCCAGGGAGGAACGGUUCCCGUGGCGACCCCGGAGAGCCCGGACCAAGAGGGGAUUCCGGCCCACCCGGCCCUAAGGGCGACCUGGGACGACCUGGACUCAGCUACCCUGGACCACGAGGGCCCACAGGCGAUCGAGGAGACAAAGGGGCUCCUGGAGCCAGAGGAAGCCGUGGGGACUGUGGGCAAAAGGGCGAGCCGGGCAAUAAAGGGGCCCCCGGCGAACCGGGAGAGCCAGGACCUUCGGGAGAGCCGGGGCCGAGAGGACCGCGAGGAGACCCGGGCAGAGACGGGGACGUCGGUCCGGAAGGAGAUCCCGGCCUCACCGAGUGCGAUAUCAUGAGCUACAUCCGGGAGACGUGCGGCUGCUGCGACUGCGAGAAGCGCUGCGGGGCCCUCGACAUCGUCUUCGUGAUCGACAGCUCCGAGAGCGUGGGCCUCGCCAACUUCACCCUGGAGAAGAACUUUGUCAUCAACACCAUCAACCGGCUCGGCGCCAUCGCCGAGGACCCCGGCUCGGAGACGGGGACACGUGUCGGCGUGGUUCAGUACAGUCACAGCGGCACCUUCCAGGCCAUCAGACUCAACGACUCCAAGAUCGACUCCCUGGCCGCCUUCAAGGGGGCCGUCAAGAAGCUCGAGUGGAUCGCGGGGGGCACCUGGACGCCGUCGGCCCUCAAGUUCGCCUACGACAAUCUGAUCCGGGACAGCCGCAGGGCCAAGGCCAAAGUGACCGUGGUGGUGAUCACGGACGGGCGCUUCGAUCCGCGUGACGACGACUCUUUGCUCACGUACCUCUGCGACGACCCCAGCGUGGAUGUCAGCGCCAUCGGCAUCGGGGACAUGUUCUACCAGGUCGAGGAGAACGAGAGCCUCAAGUCCAUCGCCUGCCAGAAGCAGGAGCGGAUCAUGGGCAUGAGGCGUUUCGCUGACCUGGUGGCCGAAGAGUUCAUCGACAGGAUAGAGACGGUGUUGUGCCCAGACCCUGUGGUCGUGUGUCCGGACCUCCCGUGUAAAACAGAUGCGCUGCCCUCUUGGGAUGGGUCCCCCGGUUUCGAGGCCCUGGCGGAGGAGGGCGUCAGCACCCCCAUCCCCAGCACUCUGGCCAGCGUCACUCAGUUGCUCAGCUCCCUGAAGGCGGAGCCGCACCCCGAGAACUACGGCAGAGCCAUAGCGACCCUGGCCUACAGCGCUCAGCGCGCCAAGUUCGCCGCCGGAGGGGAGAGGCAGCAGUGGACCGAGGUGUUCAUAGAGGCGUUCAAAGUGGUUUACGGCGACCUCGUGGGGGACCCCGGCAAGGCUCUCGGCUUGUGCUAGAGGGUCUGCGGCACCCCCUCCCCUACCCCGACGCCACUGCCCGGUUAAUGCUCGCGCACCCCCCGCAUCCCCAGGGCCCCACAUGCAGUAGUGAAACACGCUUAUUCUCACCGUGACACACGUGUGACAGCAGAGGACGCGACCUCAGAUCCCCCAGCGCUCAGAGCCCAGCUUCGGACAACGUUGAACCUGCGAGACGAGACUUGUAGCUGUGAACCGAACCCUUGCGCAGUACAGGAUAUUCCAGGCCAAAAUGCUUUCUUUCUCGGGCACGCGCGUCACGGAAGACCAUGGACAUCGGACCGAGUUGGUGGCGCUUGGCAGGAACUGGCUGGCAAACAGUUCUGCGAUUUGCGCAGCUGGCGUUGGGUUCGCAGCUCAGCGUCCUUAUUUAUUCAGACGUCUUUCGGUAUAAAUACACACACACACAUAUAUGUUUAUAUUUAUACUACCUGGUCAUCAGUUGCUGCAGUCUGUGAACGAGUCAUACUUUGCGUGAAAAUAAUCUCCAUGUUAACAGUAGCGAAAGCGUAAUAUAUUCAUGCCGCUUCUGUAUAGAGAGUAAGAUAUUUUGUUUGGCACUUGGAAGAAAAAAGUGUUAGAGAUGUAAUCCUGUCAAGCAGUAGAUGUGUAUUUUGCUCAGAGAAGAGCGUGUUAUUAAUAGCACCACAUACGUGUGUUGUACCGGCACUGUGUUCCGGAGGAUCUGUACAUUUUCCUGGCUCUUUAUUAAAUAAAUGUUUUGCACACGAGCCCCCGUCUCCGUUUCCUGUGUGUAGACAGCGCCGAGCCGCAGCCGUCGGAGCCGUCGGAGCCGUCGGAGCCGCCGCCACUAACGCG